AUGAAUAACGAACAAGAACGGCAAAAUGAACUACCAAAAUUUACCUUACCCCCAAUAUAUAACUUACCGGUCAUUUCUUCAGCAAACCUCUCGAGAAAUAAUACUUCUGAACUGCCUAGAGGUAUUUUUUUGAGCUCUUCAAAAACUUCCCAAGAUCCGCUUUUCCAAACAAAAUUGAAUAUCAGAAACACUUUGACGGCUCAUGAUUCAGAAGGACUUAACCCUCGCACACCUUCGCAACAACCGCAACGUCUUUCUCAUAAUGAUCUUCUUUUGCCUGAACCACAACCAUCGAACGAUCGCACCAAUGUAUCUUUUACAGCAUAUUGGCCGGGAUAUUACGCAGAUUACUCUUUGACUUCUCAUAGUAAAGAUUACAAUAACGUAAAUAUGUCGCAAGCCGUUGAUUCGGUAUGGUUCGGAAGCGGAGAGUUUCACUAUUCUGGUCGUCAGGAUGUAACAACAGUGUCACCUAGUAGAAUUCUAAAUACGCAACUACCUUCGUUAGGUACGCUGGUCCAUAAGCCAUUACAUGAAAUCUCUGAAAAUCAACAAUUGGGAUUAAAUAGUAUUCGGAAGUUGUCGCAGCAACAGUGCAUUAGUGAGUCGAAAAAAGAUAGGAUAAUAUCAACAUGUCAAAAAGAUGCAAAUGAUGAUAAGGAGAAUAUGGAUCCAGGAAAAUUUGAGCACGAUAUGAGAGACAGUAAUAGUCUAGAAUACUUACAUUUGAAAAUCCAUUCUGAAAGUGAGAUUGAUAAAAAAAAAAGUCGUUCAAAUUGGAAAAAGAAUGAGACAAGAUCAUUGAUUGCAGCAGUAAAACCUAGAUGGAAGAAUUUAUUGCUGGCCCAACGCAAUUCCGAAAAGUCUCGAAUUUGGUCCGAGAUGUUUUCUGAUCACUGCGAGAGGUUCUCAGGAAGAACCCUAAAAGCCUUUAAAUUAAGGUGGGCCAGAUUAGUAUCCGACUUUAACUCGGUUGAGAAUAGUUUGCUGGCAGGCACAGAACCUAUCGACUUUGAUUAUUAUUAUGAAAUAAGGGAAAUACUCAACGACGAAGCAAACGAGACGUCAUUCGAAAAGGUAUCGGCGCUCGAUAAUGUAAACGGAGAGCGUGAUUUAGAAGGUCCAAUUGAAAUAUUUAAUGAAACACAAAAGAGAAUCUCGAAAAAACGUGAUAAGAAGCAAAUCUCCUACGCACUUUCUCCAUGUUGUUCUUCAUCAAACUCAAUUAACAUCGAUGAAAACGAGAAACCAUCAUUUUCGCAGACAGUAGAGAAAGCCAAACUCAUUGCAGGAGAAAGAAUCGUUGAAAAUAUUCUUCAAAAAAUUCAAGAAAAUAAGCAAGACUACGAAAAGUUAAUAGG
Acaulospora morrowiae is the source of this 1361-nucleotide messenger RNA. The record is from the annotation of a GenBank genome assembly. Lineage: Eukaryota; Fungi; Glomeromycota; Glomeromycetes; Diversisporales; Acaulosporaceae.